GAAGAACUUGACGACGAAGAAAAAAUCCAAUUUGUGUUUUUGUUUUGUGAAAUUUUAUGGCAGUAUCAGCAUUAAACAUGAGUCCCUACUUUGCUGGAUAUCCUUUUCAAGGACAAGGACGUGUUAAUCAACUUGGUGGAGUUUUCAUUAAUGGCCGUCCUUUACCAAAUCACAUUCGUUUGAAGAUCGUUGAGAUGGCUGCUGCUGGAGUUCGACCAUGUGUCAUUAGUCGGCAAUUGCGUGUCUCACAUGGAUGUGUGUCGAAAAUUUUGAAUCGUUACCAAGAAACCGGAUCAAUUCGUCCCGGUGUGAUUGGGGGAUCAAAGCCACGUGUUGCAACUCCAGAUAUUGAAGCUAAGAUCGAAGAAAUGAGACAAGAGAAUCCUGGUAUAUUUAGUUGGGAGAUUCGUGGUAAAUUGAUUGAACUUGGAGUUUGUGAUAAGAAUUCGGCUCCUUCGAUAAGUUCGAUAAGUCGAUUGUUGCGUGGUGGAAGUAGCAAAGAUGGUAGUGGAUCACAUUCGAUUGAUGGUAUUUUGGGACCAACUUCAUCGGGAGAAGAUAGUGAAAUUGAAUCAGAACCUGGUAUUCAAUUGAAGCGUAAACAAAGGCGAUCACGGACAACUUUUUCGAAUGAUCAAAUUGAAGCUUUGGAGCGUGUUUUUGCUCGAACUCAGUAUCCAGAUGUUUAUACUCGAGAAGAACUAGCUCAAUCGACUGGUCUAACAGAAGCUCGAGUUCAAGUUUGGUUCUCUAACCGACGUGCAAGGCUACGUAAGCAACUUAAUACCCAACAAAUCUCUGCCUUUAACUCAAGUUUGUCUGGAUUGGCUUCAUCUGGAUUUGCACCUUCUCAAUAUGCACCACAAUCAGCAGCUGCUGCUGUAGCAGCUCAUAGUAUGUCGAGUAUGAUUCCAGCACCAAUGUAUCCUUCAUCAGCACCAGUGAGUCAAAGUUGGCCAUCACAACAAGCUUUUGCUCAAAAUACCACCUACGCUCAUUCAACUGGAUCAGCUUCAGCUUCGCCUUCUGGAAGUAGUUCUGCUUCGCUAAGUCCAAAUCAUCAUGUUCAUCAAUCAGCAUCAGCUACCAGUUCUGCUGCUCCAAAUACCUACAGUUCUUAUGGAAUGGGUAUUGAAGCUGCUAGUGCUGCAAAUAGUUACAACUCUUCAGCUUAUGGCCUGCAUACAUCAUCAGCAGAACAUCAAUGGCGUUCGCAUCAAAGUAAACUUCCAACAUCCGAUUGGGACAAUUACAACUUCUCACCAUCAUUCUUCCCUGGUAAUUCACAUAUGGCUGCUGGUUAUGGAAGUGGUGUUGCAAGUGAAGCUAAAUCGGGCUAUCCGUAUAUGCCAGGUUUUGAAAUUGGACGUGUUCAUUAAAAUAAAAUAUUUUUAUGAAUAAAAUGUAAAUUUGAACAAAAAAAAAAAAG
Episyrphus balteatus (marmalade hoverfly) is the source of this 1429-nucleotide messenger RNA. RefSeq names its product protein gooseberry (gene gsb). The transcript is spliced from 2 exons. Gene Ontology annotation, biological process: regulation of transcription by RNA polymerase II; anatomical structure development. Lineage: Eukaryota; Metazoa; Arthropoda; Insecta; Diptera; Syrphidae. Bases 57 to 1379 code for a protein of 440 amino acids. The record is from RefSeq and is a predicted model, not a curated record. Gene Ontology annotation, molecular function: DNA-binding transcription factor activity, RNA polymerase II-specific; RNA polymerase II cis-regulatory region sequence-specific DNA binding.